UGGGAGAGUGACCAGAAAGAGAGUAGAGAUGGCACAGACCAUAGAGGUACCCACGGAUGCUGAGCUGCUGCAGGCACAGGCAGAUCUGUGGCGCCACAACCUCUACUACCUCUCCUCCAUGGGUCUACGCUGCGCCGUCGAGCUCGAGAUUCCGACUGCCAUUCACCGGCUCGGCGGGGCCGCCUCGCUGCUCGACCUGAUGUCCGCGCUGUCCCUUCCCUCGGUUAAGAUGCCAUUUCUCCGACGGGUCAUGCGCGUGCUCGUUACGUCAGGCGUCUUCGCCGCCGACAACGACUCCGGGUCUGAGGCGAUCUACUGCCUCACACCGUUGUCCCGCAUCCUGGUGCAUGGUGUCGUAGCGGAUGAGCACCACAGCCAGAAGUAUUUUGUACUCGGUGUGACCUCGCCGCAUUACACGGAGGCGGCGAUGGGGCUGGCUGCCUGGUUCAAGAAGGACCAUGAGCCACCGGUCCCGUCACCCUUUGAGGACAUCUGCGGGGUGCCGCUCUGUGAUGACAGAACGCCGCUCCUAGACAAGGAGUUGGACGAUGUUGUCACUCAAGGCUUGGCUGCCCACGACAACCUGGGGAUUGCCACUGUAAUGCGGGAGUGCCAUGACCUUUUCAAAGGGCUAGACUCAUUGACUGACUGCGGCGGUGGUGAUGGUACGACGGCGAGAGCCAUCAUCAAGGCUUACCCGCACAUCAAGUGCACUGUGCUAGACCUUCCGAAGGUGGUCGACAAGGCCCCAGCAGAUGGUGUCGUUACCUAUGUCGCAGGUGACUUGUUCCAUUCCGUCCCAUCAUCACAAGCUGUGAUGCUCAAGCUUGUGCUACACUUCUGGAGCGAUGAGGAUUGUGUGAAAAUCCUAGCUCAGUGCAAGAAGGCCAUUCCUUCGCGCGAGGAGGGAGGGAAGAUAAUAAUCAUUGAAAUUGUGGUUGGACCUUCCUUAGGGCCAAUAAUGUUUGAAGCCCAACUCCUUAUGGAUAUGCUCAUGAUGGUGAACUCAAAAGGGCGUCAACGGGAUGAAAAUGACUGGAGCAAAUUAUUCGUUGAAGCGGGGUUCACGGACUACAAAAUUGUGAAGAAACUAGGAGCUCGAUGUGUCAUUGAGGUCUAUCCAUAAGAUAUUGUGCUAUAGGCACAUGAAUAAAGGGAGUGCCUAUUACCAUAAAUGUAAGUUGCAUGGACUGUAAGUAGUUUAAGUGCCCAGCUUAAUCCACUGCUUUAUGGUCCAUGCAAUGUUGGCUUUGGGAAGUAAUGAAGCACUUGGUGUGCAUCUUCUGUCA
Molecule: messenger RNA, 1289 nt
Organism: Triticum dicoccoides
Lineage: Eukaryota; Viridiplantae; Streptophyta; Magnoliopsida; Poales; Poaceae
Product: probable O-methyltransferase 2
Exons: 2
Coding region: 29-1126 (365 amino acids)
Molecular function (GO): O-methyltransferase activity; protein dimerization activity
Source: RefSeq, a predicted model, not a curated record